AUGCUUCAGGCAAAGCGAGGCUUUCUGCUUCUUUCCGGCUCUCGUCAGCUUCGUGUCCCCUUUCCACAGGCCUGUGAAAUCUCCGUCUUCUGGAAGCCGCCUGGCCUCGUCUGGCGACUUUGGCUGCCUCGAGACAGCGACGCUGAACUAACCGGCUCCACCGGUGUUCGCCUCGUCUUUCGUUGGCUCAGUCUUGCCUCAAGUUCUGACGACCUGUGGAUGGAUCGAGUUAGGCCGUACGAGAUGCCAGAACAAAUCGUCGUCCAUCCAGUAGGACGACGAUUGAGUCGACUUGUUGCCUGGCAUGACCACCAGUUCGAGGCGCUAGCCAAUCAGAUUGUCCGGGGUACAGUUGUACGUUGUCGUCGUCCGGACGACCGAGAAGCAUCGGCAUCGACCCAGCCACUUAUGACCUGUGGUGCACCUGAAAGCCUCAGUAUUCGACCUGCAGAUCGCCGCAUCUUCACAGCAACUGAUAUUCUUCAUUGCCUGGCUUUUGAGGUGUCAGCCGAUUCGCCUCAAGUUCCUGUUAUCUGGACCUGGCGUCUCGGUCCGUUGCCAUCGAGCAGUGAAAAUCUUAAUGUGCCGCGUCUCCUUCGCGAUAGUCACUUCCGGUUGCAUCAGUUACCGGCGCCCGGUUACUAUGAAUACCGUUGUAAUGCCAGUCUGACCUGUGGACGAAUGAGACGAAGUUUCACGGUCUGGCGUGAUAUCGCUUUUAUCUACACUGGCGAUCAGACGAGCCGGCAGGUUCUGUUGUCGGCAGAACUGAAGCCGCGUCUGAUGCUGCCUGGCGACAAUCUUCAACUCAACUGUCAGACUGAUUUGAGUCUGGGCCUUGAGAAAACCGGAGUUGUUAAACGUAAUCUAGUCUUUCACACGUACCAUUCAUCCUUUGAAUUGGCCCAACUGGAGGCGGCUAAUGAAGUGUUGCUAACGCGAGAUCGGCAUCAGACGACCUGGUCGACGGGACGCCUUCGAGGCCGGAUUUUUGUCACGCAUCACCGCCUAGCGCCACUCUUUCGAGUCGACCUCUUUCCGGUCGCCUGGGAGGACUACGGCUACUACGGUUGCGCCACUGAAUUAGCCCCAAAUACGGGGUUGGUUAAGGUGAGAGACUCUAUGAGCUGCAUAUUUUGGGCUUUUAUGAUGUCUUUUCUCAAAUCAAACCAUGCAUGCACUUUUUUUUAA
Molecule: messenger RNA, 1191 nt
Organism: Protopolystoma xenopodis
Lineage: Eukaryota; Metazoa; Platyhelminthes; Monogenea; Polystomatidea; Polystomatidae
Source: the annotation of a GenBank genome assembly